Messenger RNA from Lates calcarifer (barramundi perch), 3972 nucleotides. It is a transcript of the gene stat6, whose product is annotated as signal transducer and activator of transcription 6, interleukin-4 induced. Gene Ontology annotation, biological process: cell surface receptor signaling pathway via JAK-STAT; response to peptide hormone; defense response. The record is from RefSeq and is a predicted model, not a curated record. Lineage: Eukaryota; Metazoa; Chordata; Actinopteri; Centropomidae. Gene Ontology annotation, molecular function: DNA-binding transcription factor activity, RNA polymerase II-specific; RNA polymerase II cis-regulatory region sequence-specific DNA binding.
UACACAAGAUAGAUACCCGACAUAUUUGCGCUCCAGUCAAGUUUAUUGUUCCAUCUUGGAGACAUUAAAGGCUGCAGAGUGCGUGUUUUUGUUAUAUGUCUGUGUAAUCUACAAAGUGUAACUGUAACAUGCGACUGUAAGAUCAAGCUGCACAUUUGGACCAAAACAAAUCGGCCAGAUGCAUGGUCUCCAUACAUGACCAUAUAACUAAACAUCAGCCCCAGUGUUUGCCCGGAUUACAAACACCACAGUAUCUCGGUCAUGUGUGAACUUGAACGUGAGGGCAGGAAAUAAAGCGCGCUCCUCCGCUUAGUGGCACAUCGUGCGUAACAGGGAAGUGAGCCUAACCUACUUUUCUACGUUGCUCAAAGUUGUCAGCGCUCAGGGAGAACUGCUCGGCGCUCAAAAUCCGUUUCUCUUCGGUUUAAAAAACCACGGUAGGAGCCUGAGCGUUCGAUUUUUAUGGGAACAACAUCUGCCUUAAAGUGAGCGAUGGAGGGAGGAAAUGUUCAGUAGGAUAUUUGGACUGGCGGAGUACUUACGAGAGGAGGAAGAGGAGACGGACCAUUCCACUUUUUCAAUGUUUUGAAAUCUCCAUUUAACUGAAGCCCUGCUUGAUCAUGGCCCAGUGGUUACACAUGUCCCAGCUGAUCCAGCGCCUACCUGAUGUCACUGUCAACAACCUCUAUCCCCCAACAGCCUUCCCCAUUGAAGUCAGACAUUUUUUAGCCGAAUGGAUCGAGAGCCAAAGAUGGGAUGACUUUGUGCAGGACAAGGUGGAGCAGGAGGGCCAGGCUCGAGCUCUGUUGGACCAGACCAUCAGCAUGCUGCAGUCGAUCGCUCAGCAGAAUGCCAAUGUGGUGGACAGGAUGAAGCUGAUGCAGAUCAGCAGGAACAUGACUGUGUUUCAACAGCAGCCUCUACAGUUUGGAGUAAUGGUCAGGGACAUCCUCAGGAAGGAGAGGGUGCUGCUCAACACGCCCACUCAGAUCCCCAACCAACCUCAGUACCAGCAGUAUCCGAGUAGAGAGUCCUCAUUCCCCAACAUGCAAGAUGUAGACCAUCUGGUUCUGAAGGUGCUGGAUGUCCAGGACAUCCGACAAAAGAUGCAUCAACUGCAAGAAGAGCUCAACUGGGAGAGACAGAACUAUGAGGGUUUACAAGGUCCAAUCCAACAGAAUGGACUGGAUCCCACAAAAUCAGAAAUCCAGAAACUCCAGAACCACAUCCAACAACUGGAGUACAAUGUGAAAGCAAUGGCCACGAAGCGUUUCCAGCUGCUGCAGGAGUGUGUGGACUGUCUGGACCAGUGUCAGACCCGACUGAUCAGCAGGCUGAAGGCAUGGAGGUGGGAGCAGCACAAAGCCGCCAUCGGACAUCCCUUUGACGAAAACCUCAACCCUCUUCAGACCUGGUGUGAGCAGCUGCUUGGUGUGAACGGGAAGCUGAGACAGGAACUGAUGCUGAUGGUGGAACCGAUCCCAGAGCUUCAGGAAAGGCUGGGGAAGCUUCUGCAGGUUCUGAUUCAAAGCUCUCUUGUUGUGGAAAAGCAACCCCCUCAAGUCAUUAAGACUCAGUCAAAGUUCUCAACCACUGUGAGAUAUCUGCUAGGGGAGAAAGUGGCCCCUGGAAAGCCCGUGGUGCUGAAGGCGCAAAUCAUUAAUGAACUGCAAGCCAGGAACUUGAGCAGUGUACCCGGUGAUAAUGUUGGGGAACUUAUCAACAAUACAGCCAUCUUAGAACACAACACAGCCAGCAAGAGCACAUGUGCCACCUUUAGGAAUAUGUCCAUCAAGAAGAUCAAGAGAGCUGACAGAAAGGGAUCAGAGUCUGUGACAGAGGAGAAAUUUGCCCUCUUGUUCUCCACAGAGAUCACUAUCACAGGCUGUGACACUCCAUACAGGAUACAGAUGAUCUCUCUGCCGGUGGUUGUCAUUGUCCACGGAAGUCAAGACAACAACGCUCUGGCCACCAUCAUAUGGGACUGUGCUUUUUCUGAACCAGACAGAGUGCCGUUCGUGGUGCCAGAGCGUGUGCCCUGGAGGAUGAUGUACAACACUCUCAACAGUAAAUUCACCACCGAGGUCCAGACGCAGCACAAUCUGGACCAAUACAACCAGCACUUCUUGGCCCAGAAGAUAUUCGACAAGCCUGACUUUGUCGACGACUUCAGCAGCAUGAUGGUUUCCUGGGCCCAGUUUAAUAAGGAGGUUCUCCCGGGUCGACCGUUCACUUUCUGGCAGUGGUUUGAGGGAGUAAUGGACUUGACCAAGAAGCACCUAAAAACCUACUGGAGUGAAGGGCUGAUAUUUGGUUUCAUUGGGAAGCAGCACCUACACCUGAUUCUCAAAGACAGGCCCAAUGGGACGUUCUUGCUUCGCUUCAGUGACUCUGAGAUUGGAGGCAUCACCAUUGCUUAUGUGUCUGCUACUGAGAACGGGGGCCAGAAAAUCCAAAAUAUCCAGCCCUUCACCAAGAGAGAUCUUGAGAUCCGUAGCCUUGGUGACCGCAUCCGUGACAUCGGUCACAUAACGCACCUGUAUCCUGAGUUCCCUAAACAUGAAGUUUUCAAAAAAUUCUACUCAGAGCCUCAGGCGUCGCCCAGUGGGGGUUACAUCCCUGUGUCACUGCAAACUAAAGUCGGCAUGGAAGCUGGCACAGCUGCACCACCACCUCCCACUAUGGCACCAAUGGCUGAUACCUUCCCCAUGCAUCAGUUCCCACAGCCGUUCAGCCCACAAGAGGCCAUCACUCAAGACAUGAUGGAAUCGCCCACUAAUUCUGAUGUGGACUUCACCUCAAACCCCUCUGUCGUCUUCCCUGAACCAAUUUCCACAGGUAACAAUAUGGACCUAGAUUUGGACAGUAUUCUCCAGACUCUGAAUAAUUAGGAAGAGUCUCCAUCAAAGCUGCUUUUUGAGUGUGAAGCAGACAGAGACCAAAGUCAAACUCAUCAGUCUAAUCUUCAUAUGAGAGAAAGUGCCAUUUGUCGUCAUCCAUCCCUCCAUCCCUCCAUCCCUGCAUCCAUCCAUCCAUCUAUCCAUCCACAGCUUCAGCUUGCUUUUGAGUUAAAACUUUUUCGGUGACACAUUUUAUUUCUCUGGGACUCAGUGUGUUGAAGCUGUCGAAAGAAGGAAACCCUUUAUGGGUAAAGUAAAACUAAGAAAAAACCAAACCGAAAAGCGCUGUCAUCGCUGUCCGUCGCCUAUCUGUGCUUUGUUUUGCAUCUUUUUUUUUUUUUGAAACCCCUCUCUCCCCUGGUGAUAGGUUUGUUGAUGUUGCUUUCUUUGUUUGGUUUAUUAGCAUUGAGGACAAUAAGUGGGUUACUGUACAGAUUACAGUGCUUUCCCAACAACAACCACACAUAUGUGACAGCAGACCACGUGUUGCUCAUGGAAAGGUAAAGGUAACAGGACAUCGUCACUCAGUGGACAGUGAGCUCAUAGAAAUUACUUUUUAGAGCCUGGAAAAUAUUGCUUUUGUGUUUGUUGCACAUUGUCUUAGUCAUGAUGAGGCAAGCAUAUUUGACUAGCAGUUCCCUAUUGUAUAUAACUCUUCCUUGUGAUUGAAAAGCCUCACAUAGUAUGUUAUGCACUCAGUAUAUAUCGUCAUAACUAAAUCAUGAGUCAGUCAGUGUUUGUGACUUAAACCUGGUCUGUGGUAUGAGGAGGAUUAGGAACACGAAAGGAACAAUAAGCUUUUCCACACAUGUUGAGUGUGAAACUGUACCACACUGAUGGAUAUUUACAAGGAAAGUGGUGAUGAUAAUGGUGGUGGGCAAUGCUUACAUUAUACAUUAUAUCAGAUAUAAGUAUGUAUCAGAUCCCAGUAACUAAGCACAAAUAUCACAUAUUACAUGCUGUAGAGUUGUCAUUUUUUGAUUUUAGAUUCUCUGAUACACACAAAAUGUUGUCUGUGAUGUGAUUCGUAUCUGUCUGCAGUCUUUUGAGAAAUAAAGCCACCUCUCCCUUA